Molecule: messenger RNA, 1062 nt
Organism: Glycine soja
Lineage: Eukaryota; Viridiplantae; Streptophyta; Magnoliopsida; Fabales; Fabaceae
Product: vesicle-associated membrane protein 724-like
Exons: 5
Coding region: 116-787 (223 amino acids)
Biological process (GO): vesicle-mediated transport
Cellular component (GO): membrane
Source: RefSeq, a predicted model, not a curated record
GUUUCCUAGAAGUUGCUAACGGUAGAUGCAGAGCAGAAGAAACAGAGGAAGCACGCAGUGUGUGUUGUUGUUGUGGUUCCUCUGAGUUCCGAGUGGACUCAGUUACAGAGCAAUAAUGAGUCAGGAAUCGUUUAUAUAUAGCUUCGUGGCUCGUGGGACGAUGCUGUUAGCAGAGUACACGGAGUUCACUGGAAACUUCCCUGCCAUUGCAGCUCAGUGUCUUCAGAAGCUUCCAUCUUCCAACAACAAGUUCACUUACAACUGUGACCACCACACCUUCAAUUUCCUUGUUGAAGAUGGUUAUGCUUACUGUGUUGUUGCUAAGGAAUCUGUUAGCAAGCAGAUCUCUAUUGCUUUCCUUGAACGUGUCAAGGCUGAUUUUAAGAAAAGAUAUGGGGGUGGAAAAGCAGAUACAGCCAUUGCCAAGAGUCUGAACAAGGAGUUUGGACCAGUUAUGAAGGAGCACAUGAAGUAUAUCAUCAAUCAUGCUGAAGAGAUUGUAAAGCUAAUAAAAGUGAAGGCUCAAGUUUCAGAAGUUAAAAGUAUUAUGUUAGAAAAUAUAGACAAGGCCCUUGAUAGAGGAGAAAAUCUAACUAUUCUUGCGGAUAAGACGGAGGCAUUGCGUUCACAUGCUCAAGAUUUCAGAAAGCAAGGAACACAAGUUCGUCGGAAGAUGUGGUAUCAGAACAUGAAAAUUAAAUUGGUUGUUCUGGGAAUAUUGUUGGUUUUGGUCUUGGUUAUCUGGCUUUCUAUUUGUGGUGGAUUUGAUUGUACAAACUGGCAGUAAUUGAAAGUUUCCAGAUAGUUUUUUUUUAAAAUGAUUAAUGAUGUAUAAGGGAACAAUUUAGCAAGACAAUCAACUGAGAAGGGGGAGUUUGGCAAUUGGAAAAAAAAUUCUCACCUUCUUUGGUGGUUGAUAAUGACAUAUAUGUUCUUGGAAAUUCUUGAAUAGAGGGAGAGGAGAAUGCAUGUGUGGCUGUGUACCAUGUGGCACACACAAAAAAAAUGUAUGAACUUAAUUUCUGUGAGUUUUGAACAACUUAUUUGAUAUUUACUCUCCAA